Molecule: messenger RNA, 783 nt
Organism: Diabrotica balteata
Lineage: Eukaryota; Metazoa; Arthropoda; Insecta; Coleoptera; Chrysomelidae
Source: the annotation of a GenBank genome assembly
AUGUUUCUGCAUAGAAAGAAAGAUUCUAGUAGCCAUAAAAUGGUUUCUCUGGAUGAUACAGCCACUGCUCAGGGUUUUAUUACUGAAGUACAAUUAUUGCAGAGAUUGCAUUCAUGUGACAGAAUUAUCAGACUGUAUGAUUAUCAAAUUUCAGAAGCUGAGAAGAAAUUAUAUAUGGUUUUAGAAAAAGGUGGUGAAGAAUUUUCAACAGUAUUAAAAAACUUGGGUAGUAACAAGGCAAACAUUCCGUUGUAUAUGUUGUUGUUUUAUUGGAUGGAAAUGUUACAGGCUGUUAGUCAAAUUCACUCCCAUGGAGUGAUACAUUCAGAUCUAAAACCUUCAAACUUUCUGUGGGGCGAUAAGGGUUUAAAAUUAAUAGAUUUUGGUAUAGCUUCUAGUGUACAAAGUGAUAUGACAAGUGUAUUUAAGACUCUUGCUGCAGGUUCAUGUAAUUAUAUGAGUCCUGAAGCAUUAAGUAAUGAUAGUACUUCAAGUCCUGGUAAAACAAGAUACAAACUACAUUAUAAAUCUGAUGUUUGGUCUUUGGGAUGUAUUCUGUAUGAACUUGUUUAUAAGAAACCACCUUUUCAUCAUUUAAAACAAUUGUGGACUAAGUUGGCAUUUAUUAUGAAUCCCAAUCACCAAAUACAUUAUCCAGAAGCAAAUUGGGUUCCUCCAAAAAUUAUACAAACCAUUAAGAAAUGCCUACAAUAUAAUGUUAAAUCUCGACCUUCUGUUAAUGAACUCUUAGAUGAGUAUGAUAAAGAGUUGUGCAAUAUGUAA